Messenger RNA from Wasmannia auropunctata (little fire ant), 3158 nucleotides. Its product is annotated as peptidyl-prolyl cis-trans isomerase NIMA-interacting 1-like. The transcript is spliced from 3 exons. The record is from RefSeq and is a predicted model, not a curated record. Gene Ontology annotation, cellular component: nucleus; cytosol. Gene Ontology annotation, molecular function: peptidyl-prolyl cis-trans isomerase activity; protein binding. NCBI's taxonomy places the organism in Eukaryota, Metazoa, Arthropoda, Insecta, Hymenoptera, Formicidae. The coding region runs from base 116 to 598 and encodes 160 amino acids.
GUGUUCCGGCGCGACGUUCAGCGCGAUGGCGGCGUGCGGCGUUUGACGUGACCGACGUGCCGGGGCAGAGGAGCGGCAAAACACAGUCCGAAAAUAUACAUACUACGCGACGGCAAUGGCGGACGAGGAGCUACCAGCGGGAUGGGAGAAACGUCUCAGCAGAUCGACCGGUCAGCACUAUUAUUUAAAUAUUUAUACCAAGGAAAGUCAGUGGGAUAGGCCAGAUAAACCUGCGGAUCCAUCAGGCAAGGCGGACGGACCUGAGGAAGUGCAAUGCUCUCAUCUACUUGUGAAGCAUUCGGGAUCACGACGACCUUCUUCCUGGCGAGAGGAGAAAAUUACUAGGUCAAAAGAAGACGCUCUUGAGUUGGUUAAAUCUUAUAGAGAACAAAUCGAGUCUGGUAAAGCGACGUUCGCUGAACUCGCCUCCAAGUACAGCGAUUGCAGUUCGGCAAAGCGCGGCGGUGACCUCGGACCUUUCAAUCGGGGCGCGAUGCAGAAGCCCUUCGAGCAGGCGGCGUUCGCGCUGAAGGUGGGCGAGCUGUCAUCACCUGUGCAUACAGAUAGCGGAAUUCACAUCAUCCAACGGACUGCAUAAGCCAGUUCAGCCUGAAACGAAUUGCCGAUACUUUGCGAGAAAUUUUUUUUCUCUCGUACCAUCUCUUUCUGUCUCUCUCUCUCUCUCUCUCUCUCACUGUCUUUUAAUCUUACCGUUUAUAAAUUUAUGCCAAUGGCGUUCUCCCAACAUUCUAUAUACUGGCUGUUGCGGUUCUUAUUUAGGUUAGAACUUAUAUUUAUUUGAAUUCACCAUGUCAAAAGACAUUUCUUUAGACGUAUUUUUAUCUUUAGUGUUUUUUUCCUAUAGUCUGAAUAAUUCCGCUUUGCAAUAAGAAAUGCAAUAACAUUAAAUUAAUGAUGCAAUCGAGAAAAUUUUUAGGCAUCACUUUUAUCAUUUUAAAAACAGAAUUGCAUCUUAUAUUAUAUCAUAUGAGAGCGCUGAACAUCACCUUCGAUAUUAGAAAACAUAAUAUUUUAGUGAAUGUUCCUUGAACGAAUAUCGUUCAAUCUUAUUGCAGCACGUAGCAAUUGUAUAAUACGUUAAAUGUCUUCCUCGACUUGAUGGAAAUUAAAAUACCGGCUACAUGAUAAGAUACUACUGCUCAACAAUUCUGUUUGUCGUUGUAAUUGGGGCGAAAUUAUGCGAAAUAUUUGAAAAAUGCCAAUGUACAAUAUGUUUUUACUGAUCGAAUCAUUAUAUUGUAACAUUGACAUGUUCUCAAUAUUGCAUAUUGAUUAGCAAAAUUUUUUACCUAAUAAUAGAGUUUUAUAGUCUUUUACAUUAACUUGUAUUCAAGCAAAUGAUAAAGAUUGAUUUGACUACAAUAGAACUGAUCUAUAAAAUAUUUUAUUUCAUGACUGGAGAAAAAUUGUGAUUUGGCUAAAAGUAAAUUUCGUUUUUGUGCAAACUUUUUAAAUGCAAUGGACAAAACAGUACCAAUAUUAUAUUAAAAUAUUUGUUGUAUUUAUAUUUAAAAUAGAUUGUGCGAACUGUGAAACGUGAUAAGUUUAUUAGUUGCUUUUUGUCUCACUUUUUUGUAUCACAAUUCUUUACGCAUUUAUAAUAUGAUACGUACUUCAACAUUUCAAUAAGCAUUUUUAUUGCUUUGCCUCGCUUAGGGAAUCGUAGAUACGCACGUAUUUUAUAUAAUGUUGGGGGAAGAAAAAUCACGAGAGUGGUUGAAAGUAUCGCGAAUUGAAAGAAUUGUAAAUCAUAAUUUCCGAAAAACACUUCCAGUCCAACAUUAAUAUGAGUUUGUCGUCGUUUGCGUAGUAUUGCGGGAUCAAGUGCCCGCCUACUUCAAAUAAAUCAAUUACACGACACGAGGAUAGUAAGUUAAAUUAAAUUAAAAGAGAUAUUUUCAACUGUUUCAGCUGCACAUAUGUUUCCACAUUCUGAAAGACGUAGAGAUCUUUUGGAGAAAUAGUUAAUUUUGAAGAUUGCCAAUUCAUAUGUAACCCUGUUACAUGUAACUUAUAAUGUAUUACGAUUGAGCGUAUUUUACGUCCGUAACGUAAAAUAUGCGAGACUAGCACAAAAUAUGAAUCGAAAAUCAUGUUCAACUGUCUUGCAUGAAGUACGAAUUAAUAUAUAUUACGUGUGAAUACAUUACCAUUAAGAUCUCACAAGAUGAUUUGUACUUGAGUGAACAUUAAACGUACAUGUAGCAGAGGAAUGACGUAUAUGUGUUAAACUCUCACUCCAGCAAGACUUUGAUUGUAACUUUUGAGAUUUGCUUGUAAUUUAACGCGCUAGUAGUAGCUAGAUUUAUUCCAAUGACUUGUUUUAUCAUUAAUUUUUCCACUACUAUUUUUAAAACGGACCAUGGUAUUGUUUAACCGAAUUGUAUAUAAAGAAUAUAUUUGCAUCUUACUUACGGGACGUAGAAUUUAUGAUAAGAUUUUGUGUGUUCAAUUAAAACUGCUGAAAUAUUUCCAAAUAGAUUGGAUUAUGGGAUAUUAAUUCUGAAAGGACCGACCGUAUUUAUAUAUGCUAUACAUAUAUAUGUAUACCAUAGCGACUUAUUUAGAUAGAAUUGCAAUUUAUACGAUACAAAAGUUUCCUUUAAUUUGUUUACUUCUAUUUUUUUACGUCUGUUGGACAAGGGAUCAUAAAAUGCAAAAAUUCUGUGCGAAAACAAAGUACGAUUGAAUGUAACGAAAGAGCGGUCUUUUGACGUUUUGUUAGCGAAAUUUUAAAGUUAUUCUGGCUCUUUUAGCGUUAAAGUGGAACCGAGGAGUUUAAAUGGAAAUGCAGCAGAAUUAAAGAUUCGAAUUAAAAUCAGUCGCGAUGUUUAUCGCAAGAUCGACAAACAUGCGCGACUACUAUUGAUGACUCACGACUAGGCUUAAUCAAAUCAUUCGUGUUUUCUUGUAGGAAACAAAUAUGUUACCGUUGAUGUUAAUUGAAAUGUCAUUUAACGAUUCAAGCAUAAUAACGUCACUGACGUGCGAGUAAUUAUAAUUACUAUCAUUAAUCAUUAAUCACUGUCUAAUUACACGUCUUUUAAUUUUAUUGUAGGUAUAUGAAUUGUGAUUUGAAUGAUGAAAAAAGACGGUCAUCUCAAAUAAAAUGAUAUUUAAACAGUUAAUCACUGUAA